This is a messenger RNA of Laccaria bicolor S238N-H82, 1077 nucleotides long. RefSeq lists its product as uncharacterized. The record is from RefSeq and is a predicted model, not a curated record. Gene Ontology annotation, biological process: protein dephosphorylation. The annotation marks the transcript as partial. The transcript is spliced from 3 exons. Gene Ontology annotation, molecular function: protein serine/threonine phosphatase activity. NCBI's taxonomy places the organism in Eukaryota, Fungi, Basidiomycota, Agaricomycetes, Agaricales, Hydnangiaceae.
GAAGACCACAUCUCCUCAACAUUCUGCCACCUCCCCACCCACUCCUGGUCCAUCUUUGGCGUCUUCGAUGGACACAACGGGCCCGCCACCAGCCACUUCCUCAACUCCAACCUCCUCAACGCCAUCAUCGGCGCCCUUGCCGACCUUUACUCCAAACACGCGCCCAUAACGCGAGAGCACACCGAGCUCGCCACGGAACCUGGCUCAGGGAGACCAGAGCCCCCACCUGAGGAGAUAGAUCGGGCUAUCAAGGAGACGUUCUUGCGGGUCGAUGACGAGAUCGUCAAUUGGGCGGUUGAGCGUGCACUGAACCAAACCUCGAAAGAAGCUGCAGUUAAUCUGUUGGCUACAGCCCACGCAGGGAGCUGUGCCCUCGUCGGCUUCUACGAGUCAGACACGCGGUUGCUUCGCGUAGCGCUCACGGGGGACUCACGUGCCGUUCUUGGUCGAAAAAAGGUCUCGAAGAAGGGGAAGGAAACGUACGAAGUGCACGUACUCUCUCAAGACCAGAACGCACACAACCCAGCUGAGGAAACCCGCAUGUCCGCCCUUCAUCCGGGUGAGAAGAUCAUGGACAACGGACGCGUUCUUGGCUGGGGGAUGUCCCGUGCUUUUGGCGACGCCGCGUAUAAAUGGAGCCGCGAGAUCCAACAACGGCUUGCUGAGGAGUUUUUGGGGGAUAGGGUACGUGAGAACGUCAAGACGCCUCCGUAUUUCACUGCUGAGCCGGAGAUAACGACGACGGAGGUACAGCCGGGGGAUUUUGUGGUUCUUGCCACUGAUGGACUGUGGGAUUGUUUGACGAAUGAGGAGGUGGUGGGGUUGGUGGGCGUUUGGUUGGAUAGACAGAAGGUGUCAAGUGCACAGAAGAGUGGUAAUGAGAAGACGGUCAUGUACCGGUGGUGGCGCGCCAAGAAGAGGUUCAUCGACGUUGAUAAUAAUGUUGCUGUGCACCUGGUGAGGAACGCACUUGGGGGUGCGGAUAGGGAUUUGACGACUGCUCUGCUUUACUUGGAGCCCCCUCGUUCACGGAGAUAUAGGGACGAUAUUAGCGUGCAAGUCGUGCUGUUUCAAUGA